GACGGACAGGGCUAUAAUGCAUUGCAUCUGGCUGUUCACGCUGGUCAUCUCAUGAUGAUUGUACUGCUGAUCUCUCUUGGUGUUGACGUGGAUGCUUUGGAUUCUCUCCAACAUACUCCGCUCAUGUGGGCUGCUUACCAAGGAAAUUCCAUUGAAGGCUUAAUAGAGCUUAUUCGUGCAAAAGCACAGCUGGAUCUGGUUGAUUCCACUGGAUAUACGUCUCUUCAUUGGGCUGUAAGAUCUUUUGUCAUCACUAUUAUUGAUUGA
This is a messenger RNA of Batrachochytrium dendrobatidis JAM81, 267 nucleotides long. RefSeq lists its product as uncharacterized. Gene Ontology annotation, molecular function: protein binding. Lineage: Eukaryota; Fungi; Chytridiomycota; Chytridiomycetes; Rhizophydiales. The annotation marks the transcript as partial. The record is from RefSeq and is a predicted model, not a curated record. The transcript has a single exon.